This is a messenger RNA of Clupea harengus (Atlantic herring), 3133 nucleotides long. RefSeq lists its product as uncharacterized. The record is from RefSeq and is a predicted model, not a curated record. Gene Ontology annotation, biological process: negative regulation of DNA-templated transcription; positive regulation of DNA-templated transcription. Gene Ontology annotation, cellular component: nucleoplasm. Lineage: Eukaryota; Metazoa; Chordata; Actinopteri; Clupeiformes; Clupeidae.
CAAACCUCGAUGUAAACUAGGAGGAAGAACUUCAUUGAAGAAGCUACUAAACAUUCUCCGACACUAGCUAGAUUGGGGUUCUUGCUGCUCUUGGUUCUUGUUAACAGUGUUUGAUUGCACAUCUGUGGAUGGUGAUACAGUUAUUUCUAACUCCACAGGUAAACAUUCUUUCGUUGAGAGAAUAUAUGGACAGAAACUGCCAAACAAUGCCAUUGUAGCUGCGACAUGUUUCGCGGUUUGUCCAAUCAAGAAGAAUAUUCCUCCGGACACAUUCAGAGACCACCCGGUUUUGCCAGUGGUCCCCCAAACGGUCCUCGCUUUAAUACUGGAUAUGGAGCCCCGUACCAACCACCUUAUCAUGGCCAACCGGGUCUCACUUACCGGGGUGCUCCGCCUGGCCACCCAAUUGGACAUCCACCCAUUAGACCUCCAUUCAUGGAUGCACGGCCUUUCAGCGGUAUGUCUGUUGACCACAGUAUGGUGAUUACUGUUGGUAGUCAGCACAACAUUACGCCUGUCCAAAGCCAUAACUUGCCCCUGCAGACCCGCAGCUGGGAUGAGAGUGAGAAAGCAGGGGAGGAGUUUCUCAGAAGUUUGGCUGCCAAGGACCAACCAUUGAAGCCCAAUGGGAGAGAUGGAGAAGAGAUGGAGACCUGGGGGCACUACAAGAAGACUUCGGAACGAGGGAAGAGCAGGAGUCAGAGUCCUUCCCGUAAACAGAGAGGACACAGUCGCAGCCGCAGCAGGGGCAAGAGCAGAGCGCGCAGCCGCGGCAAAAGCCGGGCCCGUAGUAAGAGCAGAGCGCGUAGUAAGAGCAGAGCCCGUAGUAAGAGCCGGGCCCCUAGCAAGAGCAGAGCGCGUAGCAAGAGCAGAGCGCGUAGUAAGAGCAGAGCCCGUAGUAAGAGCAGAGCGCGGAGCAAGAGCCGGAUGAGAAGCCGCAGCCGCAGCAGGGCGAAGAGUCGGGCCAGAAGUAGGGCUCGGAGUAAGAGUCGGCCCAGGAGCCGGAGCCGGAGCCGGAGCAGGAGUUGUCCCAGGAGCCGAGGCCGGAGCAAGAGCCAGGUCAAGGACACAGGGCAUAUGCUUAGCAGGGACCCUGGAAGUGGUGGCAGUGGGCAGAGCAGUAGCAGCCUGUCCUCGAAAGUGGACCUCUUCAAUGAACUCAAGCAGCUUUUGCAGAGCAAGGGCCUGGAGGACUCCCUGUCUGUGGUGAAGAGAGCCCUCCUCACACAACAGAGUGCUCAGUCAGCCAGCCCCUCUCGAAUGGGGGCUCAGGCCUCAGUCUCCACACAUCUGCCUGAGGCCUACCCGAGGGCUGUGGAAACCCCCGUGGCUAAACUGGAGGUGUCCGACAGCUCGCUCCUCCCUCACGAGAGGGUGCGGCAGGACGGCAGCGGCUUCUCCCGCAUCCUGAGUGUGAUGGGGGAGCCGUGCCCACAGACGCCGGAGGAGCGACGACCGCCGGCCGCUGCCAAAGUCCCAGACAUCGACGACGAGGAGAGGUUCCUGUACGGAGACGAAGGGACCGGUCCCACCCAGCCCUGCCCUCAAAACAUCCCGGUGAAACCAGCGGCCGACGGUCAGACUUCUGCACCGGCAACCCCACUUCAGCAGUUCAAGGCGCUGUUGGGAGAUCCAGGCAUGAGCCACAUUUUCAGGCAGGCCCAGUCGGCGCUGUCUCUGACCGUCCUGAACCAAGGGGCCCAGGAGAAGCACAGCGCCACACCGGAGGUGAAACCGGAGGCUCUGGCACCCAGACCCAGAGCUGGGAGCCUGGACAAACAGAACAGAGAGGGGACGCCGAGCAGUGCAGAGUUUGAGAGGGUCAAGAGCCUCCUGAAGAACAUGGGGUUGUCUCUGAGCACGGCAGAAAUCAACAAGAUUGCUGUCAAGUUGCGUGACACGCCCAAACUCAGGGACCCGAAAUCAACACCGUCGAAGUCCUCGCACGAGUCGUCACAUUCGUCAGUCAAAGGCUCGAAGACGGAGAACGUGGACAGCAGGGCUCGAAGAUCUAGCUCGAAGGACCGAGGGAAUUCCCACAGGGAUAGGGCUGGCGGUCACUGUGAGAAGGAAAGAGAAAGAGAUAGGAGUGACAAACUUGGCAGUGGAACGAAGAGGAAAGAAUACCUGGUGAAAGAACUAGAGAGCAUUUUGAAACAGGAAGGAUCAGGUUGCUUGGUUCCUGUGAUUGGCUUCUACUGCCAGCUAUGUGAGGAGUUCUUUGGUGACCUCGCCAGCGCCCAAGGGCAUGAAGGCUGCCACAAACGCUCCAGCGAGUCAGAAAAGGGACCCCUACCUAAGCUGUACAAUUACACAAUCAAAGGCUCUGGCCAUUUCUCACAGCACUCAACAGGCCCUGGCCACGAGGAGAAGAAACGGCCUGUGGAAGACCGCAAGGGAGCGCACAGAGAUGAGCAUGAACUGAGCCCGGGACACUGGUCCAAAAAGAGGGCCCGAGAGGAGAGUGAUCGCAGGGACGAGAAGGGUGCCGCUGGGCCCGCAGCCCCUGUCAGGGUGAAACUGGAACCAAAAGCCAGGGAGAGGACCCCCUCGGUAGAGGACAGAGAUAAAAAACAAAGUUCAGAUGACUCGGACGAUUCUACCAAAGGCGACAGCGGUAAGAAGAAGAAGAAAAAGAAGGAGAAGAAGAAAAAGAAAAAGAAGAAGGAAAAGAAACUAAAGGAAAAGGCGAGGGGGAAGUCUAAGGUGAAGUCCCCCUAGAUGUUACUCUAGAAGUGUUUUUAGUUUUUUUCCCCCUUUCGUUUCCAUUAAUUUGGGAUAUUCUACAGCAAGAAACGAUAUCCUAGUUUGGUGACUGCACUAGAAGCCAAGUGUUUUUGAUCAACCCAUAGCCUGGAGAUGGCAACAGCAGCCAAUAACAAUGACCUAAAACACCAGAAUCUCACCAGAUCAACAACAAGAAAUCUGGCAGUUAGAAAAAAAAGUAAUGGUGUAGUAGAAUUUUUUCUUGUAGGUUACCAGGAAAAUCCAUGGUCAGUGUAUUACAAUGUAAUCAUUGACAUUCUGUUGAGAAUAUGUUGGCAACGCUUCCAUUCUGAGGAAGUGUGACAAAUUUUGGAAUAUAUUUUGCAAAUAAACACACCAUGUGUUUACCACGUGCUAUAAUACUCUU